AUGAUCUGCCAUCUGCAAGCUGAAGCACAGGAAGGCCAGUGGCAUAGUUCCAAUGCAAAAUUUGAAAGCCUGAGAACCAGGGAAGCCAAUGGUUUAAGUCAUAGUCCAGUCCAAAAGCCCAAGAACCAGGAGCGAACAUGUGAAGAACCUGAAGAAGGAAGGGCCAGUAUUUACAAGUCAGUGAUCAUCAACACUUCUAAGGAGAUGAUGUGCUUCAGUGACUAUCCCAUCCCAGAUCACUAUCCUAACUUCAUGCACAACUCCCAGGUCCUGGAGUAUUUCAGGAUGUAUGCCAAUGAAUUUGACCUUCUAAAGUACAUUCGAUUUAAGACCACCGUGUGCAGUGUGAAGAAGCAGCCUGAUUUCUCCACUUCAGGCCAAUGGGAGGUGGUCACGGAAUCUGAAGGGGGAAAGGAGGUGAAUGUCUUUGAUGGAGUUAUGGUUUGCACUGGCCAUCACACCAAUGCUCACUUACCCUUGGAAAGCUUCCCUGGAAUUGAGAAGUUCAAAGGACAAUACUUUCAUAGUUAAGAUCAUAAUAAUCCAGAGAGUUUCACUGGAAAGAGAGUCAUUAUAAUUGGCAUUGGGAAUUCUGGGAGCGAUCUGGCUGUGGAAAUUAGCCACACAGCCAAGCAGGUUUUCCUCAGCACCAGAAGAGGAGCUUGGAUCUUGAAUCGUAUAGGAGACUAUGGAUAUCCUUUCGAUGUGUUAUUCUCUUCUCGAUUUCAAUAUUUUAUGAAGAAGAUUUGUGGUCAAUCAUUAGCAAAUAUAUUUUUGGGAAAAAAGAUGAACCAAAGGUUUGAUCAUGAAAUAUUUGGCCUGAAGCCUAAACACAGAGCUCUGAGUCAGCAACCAACCAUAAAUGAUGAUCUGCCAAACUGUAUAAUUUCUGGCUUGGUGAAGGUGAAAACAAAUGUGAAGGAAUUCACAGAGACAGUGGCCAUAUUUGAGGAUGGCUCCAGGGAGGAUGACAUUGAUGCUGUUAUCUUUGCUACAGGCUAUAGCUUUGCCUUUCCGUUUGUUUGUUUACCUGCCUUUCCUUUUCCUGAAGAUUCUGUCAGAGUAGUCAAAAACAAGAUAUCCCUGUAUAAAAAGGUCUUCCCUCCUAACCUAGAAAAGCCAACUCUUGCAAUCAUAGGCUUGAUCCAGCCCUUGGGUGCCAUUAUGCCCAUUUCAGAGCUCCACAGACACUGGGUCACUCAAGUAUUUAAAGGGGUAAAGACAUUGCCCUCACAAAAUGAAAUGAUAAAAGAAAUAGCUGGAGCGAGGGGGAAUAUGGCGGAAGAGUAA
Molecule: messenger RNA, 1290 nt
Organism: Mesoplodon densirostris (Blainville's beaked whale)
Lineage: Eukaryota; Metazoa; Chordata; Mammalia; Artiodactyla; Ziphiidae
Product: flavin-containing monooxygenase 5-like
Exons: 8
Molecular function (GO): NADP binding; flavin adenine dinucleotide binding; N,N-dimethylaniline monooxygenase activity
Source: RefSeq, a predicted model, not a curated record